AUGGCAAGUCUCCAAGGAGCUGCUUCAUUCAAACCGAGAUACACGUACAUCGAACGGCCGUACGUUAUGCACACGCUGGUUGUGGUGUCAGUGUUGAUUCUCGCUCCGUGCAGCCUUGGACUAUCCUCGCUGUGUGAUCUGAGCGAUGCAGACCUACGCCUGGGUGGCUGGAAGGUGGUUGUGGACGAGAACUUCGCCGGCGGAGAGCUGAAUGCGUCGCUCUGGACUGGCCGCUACUCAAACUACACGGCGGGCCACGAGAACGAGGCGCAGAGCUACGUCCCAGGCAACGCACGGAUACAGGACGGAAAGCUUGUGAUCUCGACCAAAAAGGAGAAGUUCCUGAACAAGAACUACACUUCGGCCUGGAUCGACACGUCCGGUAAGUUCGAGGCGCUCUACGGCCGGUUCUGCGUCCGCGCCAACCUGCCGGGCAAGCAGCCCGGUUUCUGGCCGGCCCACUGGCUGAUGCCGGGCCGAGGGCACGAGAAGUUGUGCUGGCCCGGGCCCGGCGAGGUGGACAUCAUGGAAAUGAUCAACGGAGACGGCGUUGUGCAUGGUUCGCUGCACUACAACGCAAUGUUCCCAGAGACGCAUCAGUGCUCGUCCCCGCACAUGUCGACUACAGGUGUUCUGCCGUAUCUCAGCCUCGACCAGUACAACACCACGUUUCACGAGUAUGCCAUCGAGUGGAGCUCCGAGUCGCUCACGUACUACGUGGACGGUGUCAAGUACGUCUCGACAUAUCCCAACGACCGGGACAAGGACGGCGUUCCGCAGGUGCCUAUGUACAUCAUAAUCAACUCGGCCCUGGGGGGAGGUUGGGCAGGUCCACCCAACCAGGACACGCAUUUCCCGAUCCUUCAUACCGUCGACUACGUGCGGGUUCUCCAGUCCAGUGGGGAGGGAAAAUCCCGAGCGCACUUCACGGGCACUACCGGUGUAGAUGAGCAAGCAUUCGCACCCUUCACUCAACGCCAGGCAGAUGUGCUUCAUGACCGCGCAGCAAAGAGAGCCCAAUAA
Molecule: messenger RNA, 1023 nt
Organism: Sycon ciliatum
Lineage: Eukaryota; Metazoa; Porifera; Calcarea; Leucosolenida; Sycettidae
Product: beta-glucanase-like
Exons: 1
Coding region: 1-1023 (340 amino acids)
Biological process (GO): carbohydrate metabolic process
Molecular function (GO): hydrolase activity, hydrolyzing O-glycosyl compounds
Source: RefSeq, a predicted model, not a curated record